AUGGCCUUUGCAGAUGUCGCAGAAGACGCUGACUACUUGAGGACGCCUUCAUUCUUUGGAUAUAAUGAGCUUGGAGUGGAGCAACCCUGCUUUGAACAUGCACGGGAAGAUAUACCAGGUGGCCUACUUCCAUGGGAUUGGGUUGCUUCCUCUUCUGGAUUUGUCACCACGAACUCCACGGGCCUUCAAGGCUCGGAUGUCUCAACGCCAGACUUCAGUCAGCCCAGGAAUACUGAAAUUCCUAACAGCCUCUUGAACCAAACUAGCCUUGGUAGUAUGCAACCAUCAUUCGCAUCAUAUACAGCCCAGCAGUCUUCCGAGUUCAUUUAUCCCAUACAAGAGACUCCUAUGGCCGAGAACAUUAUACCAAACUUUAGCCAAAGCUACAACAGCCAAGGAAAUCUAGAUUCCUUCAAACAGUCAGAUCUAAACCGUGCUCACUCGGCGCUGGAGUCGAACAAGAAGGCAGCACGUGGGAGAAGGCCCAGACACAGACAGCCUCUUUGCGACACAAAGAGUCCACGAGAAAGGGAAACACAGUUAAAUAAUGCUGGGUAUAGAUGGCCUCUGAGCGCUCCGGAACGAAACCGACACGCUGCUGCCAAGUGUCGUGCUCGGAAGCAGAAUCAAGAAAAUGCUUUGGCCACUGAGGUGGAAAUAUUGGAAGGUCGGCAUCAGCAACUCUCUUCUUGCUAUAACGACCUCAUUGAGCAAGUUUACCACCUCAAGUCAGAGAUUUUGAGGCAUAGCAACUGCAACUGCGCUCUUAUUCAACAAUAUAUUAGGAGUGAAGCACCCAAAUCAGUGGAUGUCCCGAUGAUGAAAACGUCUUCAUCCAGCGACACGGCCACCACAAUCCCAUGGGGUGAUGCCCUUGGUGGCAACCAUAAUUCACAAGGAGGGUUAAUGGAGCUAAACAGUCUAACACGGGGCUAUACCAUGUUAUCGGGCGUAUCAUGGCUUUGA
Molecule: messenger RNA, 966 nt
Organism: Fusarium oxysporum Fo47
Lineage: Eukaryota; Fungi; Ascomycota; Sordariomycetes; Hypocreales; Nectriaceae
Product: bZIP transcription factor
Exons: 1
Coding region: 1-966 (321 amino acids)
Biological process (GO): regulation of transcription by RNA polymerase II
Molecular function (GO): RNA polymerase II cis-regulatory region sequence-specific DNA binding; DNA-binding transcription factor activity, RNA polymerase II-specific
Source: RefSeq, a predicted model, not a curated record